UCAAACAAAUAAAUCAUUUAUUAAUAAAAAAAUCGCGAUAAAGUAUUUACUUAUUAUAUAGCGGCAGAAAAAGUUUUAAUAAUAAUAUAAAAUUGUUUAAAAAAUAAAACUAUAACAAUGUUUAAAAUGGAUUCUAGUCAUCAUGUUACGGUGCCACUACGUUAUGGCAUUAAGAAAAUGAGAAAGCGUCGAGAUUUAGAUGCUCUUUUAUCACAAAGUCAUAAUAAAAAUGGUGGAAACGGCAGUGGUGGCGGAGGUGGAGGUUGUGGUGGUGGCGGAGCCUUAAGACGCUGUAAUAAUAGUCGUGGAGCUGUCUACUCACAAGAUAAACUAUUAAAUAAUGCCUCGACAGAUGACCAAGAGGAUUACACUUGGCAACCUAAAAUUAAACAACCUCCUCAUCAUUGUGGCCAUAAUAAACAAAUGAUAUUUCGUUUAUAUGGCAUAUUAUUAUUUGUGAUUACUUUGUCCAUAUUUGUGGGCUUUACCUAUUGGUUAAAUUUCAAUUUACAACAACAGAUCUAUGAAUAUAGACAAAAAGUUGAACAAGUUUCUGCCGCUAGCCAAAUUUUGCCGGACACUUUGCAGGCCUGGCAUGAAACUUCAAAAAGUUUGAUCAAAAAUCAAACUUCUAUGUCUUUGAAAAUCACCGAACUACAACAGUCUUUGCAGGAGUUAUGGAAAAACUUUAGUGAAUAUCGUUCGUCCCAAGAAGCUCAAAAAAGUUAUGAAAAAGAAGAGAAAAUUGUAGCCGAUUUUGGUGCAAAAAUCGAGGCUAUAGCCACGGAUGUUGAAAGUAUGAAGGAACAUUAUAAUUCGGUCAAGGAAAAACAAACGGAUUUACAGCAAGUUUUUGAAAAAUUAAAGUCCAAUUUUAGUGAUGGCUUAAAGAAUAUGGCCCUACCCAUCAACUACACAGAGGAAUUAAAGACCUUAAGAAGUGAUUUACAGACGAAAAUUGAUAAACUCGAGUCCAAUACCAGCUAUAUCAAUGACACCUUAACGCAAAAGUCAAUUAUAAUGCAAGAAGAGCUGGUUAAACACAAGACCAAAUUGGAUGAGCUAUUCGAUCGCAGUGCCAAUAUAACAUCUCAUGUAACAUCUUUAGAGAAUUCAUGGCCGGAAUACAAACAAAAAGUCAUUAAUCUUGGUAACGAUAUACCAAGAAUAGAAAAAGAUAUUUCCAUGUUAUCAGUGGCUAGUCAAAAAAUGGAAUUAUCAUUUAAGAACAUUUGUAAAGAAUGUCAAAAUUCUUAUAUCGAAGCCUUACAGCACAAUAUUGAAGAUGAAAAGAAACCUGUGGAAAAGGUUCUAACAUCUCAAACCAAAACGACAACGAGCACUUUGCGUCCCGUUAAUGUGUAGUAUGUGAUUAUCGUCUAAAAAAAUAUAUAUAUA
Lucilia cuprina (Australian sheep blowfly) is the source of this 1398-nucleotide messenger RNA. RefSeq lists its product as uncharacterized. Lineage: Eukaryota; Metazoa; Arthropoda; Insecta; Diptera; Calliphoridae. The coding region runs from base 118 to 1365 and encodes 415 amino acids. The record is from RefSeq and is a predicted model, not a curated record. The transcript is spliced from 8 exons.